Molecule: messenger RNA, 2523 nt
Organism: Naegleria fowleri
Lineage: Eukaryota; Heterolobosea; Eutetramitea; Acrasida; Naegleriidae
Exons: 1
Coding region: 1-2523 (840 amino acids)
Cellular component (GO): cytoplasm
Molecular function (GO): ubiquitin protein ligase activity; zinc ion binding; protein binding
Source: RefSeq, a predicted model, not a curated record
AUGAUCAGUGAUUCUUCUUCACCACCACCAUCGGGGUCAUCCAACAACAACAACAACACCACCACCUUCACCACGGGAUCCAAUCCUUCCUUUCUUGAUCGCCGCCACCAUGAUCGAUCAUUCUUGAAUUACUUCUGUGGUUUUCCAUUCACUAACAGUGGUAGUCGCAGUCGACGACAAAAACUCCUCUCUUCUCACUAUGAAUAUUCUCCACUCUUACACACGAAUGGUUUGAGUGGUCGAAUUAAAUUUGCACCAUCACUCUCAUCACUCUCAUCAUCGAAUUCAUUAUUACUUGCAUUGGCAAGUUCCUAUUCAAAUUCUCUUCAUAUUCUUCAAUUCAAACCCUUAUCAUUCAUUCAACACAAUGAGUAUAACAACAACAACAGACAUUCUUCUAUUCAAUCUUCAUGUCAAUUAAUUUCAUCCUAUUUUGAAUAUCACACUCAUGACAUUCAAUCCUUAGAAUGGUAUCAUGAGAAUUUUAUAUUUUCAUCUUCUUUGGAUUGUACUUUAUGUCAAUACGAUGUUCCAAGUUCCAAAUUAGUGAAACGAUUAUGUGUGGCAAGUCACUCCAUUUUAAAUGGAAUUACUUUGAGUCAAGAAUCUCCACCUGUUCUCUAUAUAUGUUGUAAUAAUAGUAUUCUCAUGUGGGAUACAAGAGAAAAGAAACAUUCCAUUCUUGUCAAAUCAAAUCGAAAUGUGAAUCCUAAUGGUUCAUUGAAAAAUAAUGAUUACAUUCAUGUGAAAUUAAAGAAUAUAGAUUCACCUUAUCAAUUAGUAGCAAGCCGAGGUGGUGGUGUGUUGGAAUUUAGAGAUUUGAGAUUUAAUUCUGAUUUUAAAUAUUCCUUGUAUCAUGAUGAUGGAUGUGAAUUUACAAGUUUAGAAAUUCAUCCCUAUGAUGAUUAUGUGUUAACUUAUUGUGAAGAUGGAAUUGUUUAUGAAUUGUUUGAAAAUUAUAACUUGUGGAGUGGUGGUGGUAAUAGUUUAAGUAGUAGUAGUAUGAAUAGUAGUGGUAGUAUGAGCAGUAUGAAUAAUAGUAUGAAUAGUAGUAUGAAUAGUAGUAUGAAUAAUAAUAGUAAUAGUACUCCAUUUAAAAAGAGUAUUUACAAAUGGUAUUCUUCUCCUCUCAUGAAAAACAAAAAUCAAAUUGGAUUCAAGAAUGCCUCUUAUUCUAGAAAUGGAAAUUAUAUCAUUUGUGGAAAUGAUGAUGGUCAUUGUUUUAUAUUCGAUGCAUCUCUACCAUUGAAUUCCAUAGAUCAUCAUCAUCCUGAUAGGUCAUUACAUUCAACCACCACCACCAUAGAAACAACAACCACCACUCCUCCUCCUCACAUGAAUCCUCACAUGAAUCCUCAAUCCUCUUCAUUCAUAUCUCCUCCACUCAUUCCUCCCAUGAAAAUAAUUCCUCCACCAACAAGAACAAUCUCCUCUUCCUCCUCAAAUCAUUACUCACCUGUGAUUCUAAAUUCUCUUUUUGUACCCAACCUCUAUGAUCAAAGUGAAAUUCAUAAUCUAUUAAUUACCUAUGAAGAAGAAGAACCAUCCAUGUAUUUAUUUGGAAUGACAGAAUCUACUCACCAACAACAAAACAUCAUUGAAAAAUUUGACUCAAGUAUUGAUGAAGCUGAAAUGGUUCAAGACAUUCCAAUGGAAGAAUGGCAACACAAUUCCAUACAAAGUGAAACCAAAGUGUGUUCCUAUUCACUUGGAUAUGCGACUCAAAUUGUAUAUAUUUGUUUAACUUGUUAUAGAAAUAGAAAUAGAUACAAUUACAGUAAUAAUGAGAUUUAUCAUGGAGUAUGUGAAGAAUGUUCAAAACAUUGUCAUAGAGGACAUGAAUUGUAUAAUAUUGGAGAAAAGAGAAAUUUCAAAUGUGAUUGUGGAAAUUCACAAUGUGGAAAUGUAGAAUGUUUGUGUUCAACGAGUCAGAAAUCACCAAUCAAUGAACUCAAUCAAUAUAAUCAUAAUUUUAAGAAUGAAUGGUGUUAUUGUGGAAGAGAAGAAGCAAAUCCCAUGUAUCAAUGUUACAAUUGUUAUGAUUGGUUUCAUGGAAAUUGUAUAUUCACUCGAGAAUACGACAGUGAAAAUAAUUUAAUUGAAGAUUAUUCGUAUGUGUGUGAAAAUUGUUGGAAUUUAGCAACCUCUCGUGAAAUUGGUAAUCAUCAAUCUAUUGGUAGUAGUGAAAGUAGUUGUAGUGUAGGUAAUGACUCCAAUCGAUCCAAUACGUAUGUCACACUCAUUCGUGAUUCGAUAGUGACGAACGAAUAUCCAUCCAAUGACACAAUUGUAAGGAGAGGAAAGUUUGUCAAGUUAUCACAUCCCUCCUCAUCGAAUAAUAAUAACCUCACAACCUCUCUGUCCGACCAGAAACAACAACACAUCAACGACAUGGAAGAAGGAGAAGAUCUUUUGAGUCAGUCGAGUGGUCAUGAUGAUGAAGAAGAGGAUAAUGAGUUUGGAGCACAACAAGGAGCAAAUUUGGAUGAUUUUAUUGUUGAAGAUGACGACGACGUGGAUUAA